Messenger RNA from Pipistrellus nathusii (Nathusius's pipistrelle), 654 nucleotides. NCBI's taxonomy places the organism in Eukaryota, Metazoa, Chordata, Mammalia, Chiroptera, Vespertilionidae. The record is from the annotation of a GenBank genome assembly.
AUGGGGUCGGCGGUGCUGGAGAUCCUCGGCUUGGUGCUGUGCCUGAUAGGCUGGGUGGGCCUGAUCCUGGCGUGCGGGCUGCCCAUGUGGCAGGUGACCGCUUUCCUGGACCACAACAUCGUGACGGCGCAGACCACCUGGAAGGGGCUCUGGAUGUCGUGCGUGGUGCAGAGCACGGGGCACAUGCAGUGCAAGACGUAUGACUCGGUGCUGGCGCUGAGCACCGAGGUGCAGGCGGCGCGGGCGCUCACCGUGGGCGCCGCGCUGCUGGCGCUGCUGGCGCUCUGCCUGACCCUGGCGGGCGCGCAGUGCACCACCUGCGUGGCCCCGGGGCCCAACAAGGCGCGCGUGGCUCUCACGGGCGGCGCGCUCUACGCCUUCUGCGGGCUGCUGGCGCUCGUGCCGCUCUGCUGGUUCGCCAACAUCGUGGUCCGCGAAUUCUACGACCCGAACGUGUCCGUGUCGAACAAGUACGAACUGGGAGCAGCGCUGUACAUCGGCUGGGCCGCCUCGGCGCUGCUCAUGUGCGGCGGCGGCCUCGUGUGCUGCGGCGCCUGGGUCUGCGCGCGCCGCCCGGACCUCAGCUUCCCCGUCAAGUAUUCGGCGCCGCGACGGCCCGCGGCCGGUGACUACGACAAGAAAAACUACGUCUGA